Molecule: messenger RNA, 894 nt
Organism: Rotaria sordida
Lineage: Eukaryota; Metazoa; Rotifera; Eurotatoria; Philodinida; Philodinidae
Source: the annotation of a GenBank genome assembly
AUGGCACUGGAAUUCGGACAUUACAUAGCAAUUCAUGUGUGUAUUGGAAUUGCCAUACUCAUAUUAUCAACAGUGAUUCUUGAUAUAUGUUCACGGUUCGCUCCCCGUAUUUACAGCUUUCUCAAUGCUCGUCUUUUUGGCAUCAAAGUUACUUACGAACCCGGGAAGAACAGUGGCAACGCUGAAAGUAAGAAUGGAAAGAAAGUUGGUCGUUUUGAAAUAACAAUUGAUGAUCGAACAGUCAAAUCACACGCUCCAGGAGCUAAUCAACAUUUUCUUACUUUUAUUGGUGCUGUAACUUUAUCAAUGGCACUGAUGGCUCUUUUCGAAGGAUGUAUUCUAGCUAGUGCAGGUCUUUAUCCAGGUGAUGAGUGCCCUAGCGAUCCAAUGACUUGUUUUGUUUUCGACAAUUCUUCAAGUAUUCCUACGGCAAGUUCGUUUAACUGUACACCGAACGUUAUUCCAACUAUGCCCAUUAAUGGAACAAAUGCAUGGUGUUAUGGAUGGGUCAUCAAAAGAAAUACAGUUAGCCGAGUUAUUAAUCAAAUUGGUGUAUGUGGUGGAAUUCUAGCCGUGAUUGGUACACUCUUUGCAUUUAUGUUUCAAGCACAUACUGGUGUCGCAUUUGCAAUACUAUUGCUUUCAAUUCUUACUUUUAUUACAAUGAUCGUUUUAGCUCCUGCAAUCAAGGUGUCUUUUUCCGUCUUGGCCUAUAUCGUCUGCAUUAACUGCUUCAUCACUGGGUUAGCAGGUUGUCUAUUCAAUAUUGAUGAAGAACCGAAUGAAAGUGAAAAAGAAUCACAGAAUCCUACUAAUGAUCGAGCUAACGGUUCAUCUGCUAAGGUUUCUCAUGUAUCUAAGGGUAAAAAUAAGAUUACACCUGUUUCAACCUAA